AUGCCGGGUGAAAAGCCGGAUCAGCAUACGAAUUCUGAGCUACUCGCCGCCGACGCUUCACCAUCAACAUACAAUGAGCUACUAGCCUACGACUUCCCUGUGGGCCUUCUUCCAGUGGGUGUCACCGGCUACGAGCUAAACAAAGACACCAGCGAAAUCAAAGCUUUUAUUGGCCAAACAUGUACAUUCAAAAUCGAAGGAUAUAACCUUAAAUAUAAGUCAACGAUUAGUGGGGUCAUUGAAAAAGGGAAGCUAAAAAAUCUUAAAGGCAUAAGUGUAAGAAUCUUGUUGGUUUGGUUCAACAUUGUUGAAGUUAGUCGAUGUGGCGAUGAUAUCGAUUUUUCGGUUGGGGUUUUGUCUGCUGGAUUUGGGAUUGAUAAUUUUGUUGAAUCGCCACAAUGUGGUUGUGGUUUUGAUUGUAAGAGCAAGAAGAACAACAUGAUGUUUUUGGAGGAUGCACUUUUGAUGUCAUCUUGA
Erigeron canadensis is the source of this 477-nucleotide messenger RNA. RefSeq lists its product as uncharacterized. The transcript has 2 exons. NCBI's taxonomy places the organism in Eukaryota, Viridiplantae, Streptophyta, Magnoliopsida, Asterales, Asteraceae. The record is from RefSeq and is a predicted model, not a curated record. The coding region runs from base 1 to 477 and encodes 158 amino acids.